Messenger RNA from Cydia splendana, 1096 nucleotides. RefSeq lists its product as uncharacterized. NCBI's taxonomy places the organism in Eukaryota, Metazoa, Arthropoda, Insecta, Lepidoptera, Tortricidae. The record is from RefSeq and is a predicted model, not a curated record. The coding region runs from base 328 to 798 and encodes 156 amino acids. The transcript has 2 exons.
AACUCUCCAAUUUUUCUUUGUAAGAAAGUGCGGUUGCAUAAACAAUUGCAAAAAUUAACCGCAUGAACGCUAAGUUAGUGCUAAGCAAGUGUUUACAUUGUGUAAGUUAUUUGCAUUGCAAAUUGCAAUUCAUUUGCGGCACGGUGUGCAAGGCUUUAACAAUUUGUACUUAUACGUUUUGGUUGAUACAGGUAACUAUAAGUUAUACUUAGUUAUUGUCAAUUUGUAUUCGCAUACGUGUGACGUGUGUGUAUAACUCUAUUUAGAUAAAUUAUCUAAUUAAGUUGUUGAAUAUUGUUUAAGGGGUUAGCAAGUCUCCAUUACAAAAUGGCGGACGAUGAUGUUAAGAGACUGCGAGCGGCCAGGGGGCAAUUAAAAGCUGCUUUAACAAGGAUGAUGGCGUUUAAAGCGGCAGCUGAAUCGGCUUCUUCUAGCGUAGAUGCGGACCCUUUGCUUUAUCAGCAAAAGAAGGAUAGGUUGGAGAAGAUCUUUGAGGAGUAUAAGGAGCUCAACCUCGAAAUCCUGUUACUGGAUCCAGCUGAUCAAGAGCGGGUAGAAGAUUUCGAAGACAAGUACGAUGUACUGCGCUCCUUUUAUGCGGGCAUAAUCAAUGCAGCGUUGGGCGAGGCUGCGCCGCUCAUGUCACCGCAGCGAUCUUUCGCGUCCCCCGGGGGAUGUAACGCGUCGCCAUUCAGGCUGCCACCUAUUAAUUUGAAGGUGUUUACUGGUGAGAGCAACGAGCUGCUGCCUUGGAGUCGCUGGGAGAGCGCACGCCCACUGGGCGACGCUCUAGUUUAAUAAGCUCAGCAACAAGUAAUGUUAAAGUGGUUAAGCCGUUGAAGUCUAAAUGUAAGUACUGUCAAUCUAAUGUUCACAAGCUGCAUCAGUGCUCAACUUUCAGAUUAAUGGAGCCUCAUAAGAAAAAACAAUUUGUUGUGUCUAAUAAAUUGUGUAGCAUUUGUUUAAAUGAACAUGUUGGUCAAAGAUGCAUCUAUUCUUUCAAGUGUGCCAUUUGCAAGGGCAAGCAUAAUACUCUAUUGCAUGAGGAAGUUCCACAGCAGUGUGCGGCAGUCUCACAGAUUGAUGAAACUGAGAA